Messenger RNA from Diabrotica virgifera virgifera (western corn rootworm), 11590 nucleotides. It is a transcript of the gene DNAlig3, whose product is annotated as DNA ligase 3. The coding region runs from base 247 to 2880 and encodes 877 amino acids. The transcript is spliced from 2 exons. Gene Ontology annotation, cellular component: DNA ligase III-XRCC1 complex. Gene Ontology annotation, molecular function: DNA binding; ATP binding; zinc ion binding. Gene Ontology annotation, biological process: DNA biosynthetic process; mitochondrial DNA repair; DNA recombination. NCBI's taxonomy places the organism in Eukaryota, Metazoa, Arthropoda, Insecta, Coleoptera, Chrysomelidae. The record is from RefSeq and is a predicted model, not a curated record.
UGUGUUUUAAUUAACUUUCGUUGUGGAUAUAACCCAAUAAAGGAAGAAGAAGAAGAAGUGUUUUAAUUAAAAAGUUAAAUAAUCAGAGUAAAUUUUGAUAUAACAAUCGGUUUUAUCAAGUCUAAAACCUUAAAAUCGUCUUCAGCUGAUAAACUGUGAUAAAUAUCUGUAGUUUAGUCGUAAAUAAGUUUUCGUUAUAGAGUGCUGAAUAAUUUCAUUUAUUUAUUUUCUGUUUAAACAUACGGUAUGUCUUACGAAGACGAUCAAGUAGAAGAAAAACCCUUUGCGAUAGAAAGGGCUAAACAAGGCCGUGCUGUCUGUAAAAAAUGCAAAAAACAUUGUCUACAAGGCGAAUGGAGAAUCGCAAAGUUAGUAGCCAACCCUUUUGGAGAUGGAAAAAUGAAAGCUUGGCAUCAUAUCAACUGUCUGUUCGAACAAUUUUUAAAGCAGCGAAAAACAACCAAACGUAUCGAAGGCCCAGAAGAAAUCGACGGAUGGGAUGCCUUAGAUCAAGAUUUGCAAAAUAAUAUCCUCAAGCAGAUUGAAGAAUGUGAUACGUUUCAUGGUAAAGCACCAACAACUCCUAGCAAAAAGAAAAAACCUCCAGCUUCUCCUAUGAAACCAUCUACUGCGGAUUCAAAUAAAGAAAAAGAUAAACAUGUUAAGAAUGAGGUAGUAAGUGAUAAAAACGAGUUAUUUAAGGAUUUUAGGAAGUUGAUAGCUGAUAUCGCAAACCAUGAUAGUCAUCUAGAUAAAACAAGCUGCAUAAAAAAAGUAUUUUCUGAGAAAUUUCCUGAUUCUUCAUUUAAAGAUCAAAUUAUACUUUGGAGCAGAUUAUUAUUACCCGGAGUGGUGCAACGAGUAUAUAAUUUAAAAAGCAAACAGCUCAUUAAGCUAUUUAGUAGGAUUUUCGUAACAGACCAAAGUGAGAUGUUAGAACAUCUGGAAUUAGGCGAUAUUGGUGAAACUAUUCAUAAAUUUUUCGAAGAAAGUACUAAAGUCAAACCAAACAAAAAAAGUAAGCUAACAGUUAAAGAAGUUGAUGUGUUUUUAAAUAAGUUAUCUACUCUUACCAAAGAAGAUGAUCAAAUAGAACAUUUUAAAUCUUUAAUUCCGAAAUGCACAUCAAAUGAUCUUAAAACGAUCAUAAGAUUAAUCAAAGGCGACUUAAGAAUGGGCGCUGGUGCUAAAACCGUUUUAGAUGCUGUUCAUGCCGACGCUUACCAGUCCUACCAAACUUCGAGAGAUUUGACUCUUGUUAUAAAUGAAUUCAUGUCUAGUGGUAAAAAACACAAAGCCGAUGUCGUGCUGAUGACGCCUGUUUUACCAAUGCUUGCAGAAGCUUGUAAAUCUGUAGAACAAGCUAUAAACAAGUGCCCCAAUGGAAUGUACUCGGAGAUUAAGUAUGAUGGGGAAAGAGUUCAGGUCCACAAACAAGGAUCAACGUUCAAGUACUUUUCUAGAUCACUGAAACCUGUUUUAGCUCACAAAAUCGCCCAUUUCAAAGAAUAUAUUCCUAAAGCAUUUCCAAACGCCAAUGAUUUAAUUUUAGACAGUGAGAUACUGAUGAUGGACACUGUGACUGGUAAUCCUCUACCAUUUGGAACGUUGGGAGUACACAAACAGACUGAAUUCAAAGAUGCUACAGUGUGCCUGUUUGUCUUUGAUUGCAUUUAUUUUAACGGAAGAAGUUUAAUCAAAAAGCCACUUAGUGAGAGGAAAAAAUUUUUACAGGACAAUAUGACUGAAAUACCAAAUCGUAUUAUGUUUUCUGAAAUGCAGGAGAUCCGCAACAAGAGUGAGCUAGCAAAGAUGAUUGCUAGAGUGUUAAAACAAGGACUAGAGGGGUUGGUUUUGAAAGAUUUACAGAGCAUAUACGAACCAGGAAAAAGACACUGGCUAAAAGUCAAAAAAGACUAUUUAUUUGGAGGUGCAAUGGCUGAUAGUGCGGAUUUAAUAGUAUUAGGAGCUUGGUAUGGUACAGGAAAGAAAGGAGGUAUGAUGUCUGUAUUUCUAAUGGGCUGUUAUAAUCCCGAUACUGAUAGCUAUUGUACUGUAACAAAAGUUCAUACAGGUCACGACGAUAAAACCUUAGAAAAAUUACAAAAUGAGUUAGAUAUGAUUAAGAUAAGUCAGGACCAGUCGAAACUUCCUAAAUGGUUAAAAUGUACAAAAACGAUGAUUCCAGAUUUCGUAGCUAGAGAUCCCAAGAAGCAACCUGUUUGGGAAAUCACUGGAGCUGAAUUUUCGAAAAAUGUUGUUCAUACAGCGAAUGGCAUUUCAAUCCGUUUUCCUAGGGUAACGAAAAUACGAGAUGACAAGGAUGUUCAGACUGCGACCGAUUUACAUGAACUUGUCAAGUUGUAUAAUGCUUCUGCGGAAAACAUAGAUGUCAGCUUAUUGACCAAGGAUUUGGAUAGUUCUCAAAAUGACAAACCUGCCAAAUCACCACAAAAGAGAAAAAAUACAGACAGUCCUGAAACAAGUCCUAGUAAAAAGCAAAAGACUAUUGAAAAGAAAGAGAAAAGUAGCAAACAAGAAAAAAUUCCAAAGCAAGAAAGCAGUUCUGCAAAGAAAGCUAAUAAAAGUAAAACUGCCAUUUUCAAGGGAGUAAAAGCACUUUUAGAAGACGAAAUGAAGAAAGAUGAUCAUGCUGACAUUGUUAAACAUUUCAUUGAUCACGGAGGAGACAUUCUAUUAGAUGAAGAAGAAGAGGUAGCAACACACGUUUUACAUUAUUACAACCUCAUCAGAGAACCUUUGGUGGUAUGCCCGUACACUGCAAGACAUGUAACCUUUGAAUGGAUUGAAGAUUCAAUAUCGGCGGGAUCUUUGUGUGACUAUCGCAUGUACACAGUGAGAUGGAACCCAGAUGGAUGAAAAUCUGGUUUAUCAUAGGACCUAUUCAAGUUUUGUUAAUACAGUAGAUCUGUUGUAUUUAUUUGAAUCCAGGGCAUCAUACAGUUCUAGGCAAAAUUCCCCUCCCCCUUGUAUCUUUUCAAAGGUUAUGCGUAUAAUAGUGAAAUUUGGAGGCAGGCAAUAAACGGAUGUACUGGCUCCAGUACACGUUGGGCCAACUAGUUGGCCAAUGAGUUGGGCCAAUAAGUUGGGCUAAAUAAGAACAGUGAAUACAUGGUGAUUACACGUUGGUGGAGUUAUCAGUCUGCAUUAACCUUUCUUAGUGAAUAAACAAAAAACAAACUCUGAUUAAGGAUAUGGAUGUGUAGACUGUAGCAGCUGCCGCAAUUAAUUUGUACAAUGCGUUCAAUGCUUAUAGAAAAGUGUACCAAACAAGAGUGAUUAAAAAACAAUGGCGCAAACGACGGUGCUUUUACACCGAAAAAAGUAUUCAUAUUAAAACAAAACCUUAAAAUUAAUACUUAUAAACAGUAUCAGUAUUGUGAGAAGAGAAAACAAAUAUUUUAAACUCAACGACAACAACGUGUUCAGUGUUCAUAACCAAACAGCUGUUUGGCAGAUCACGCAAGUCCCAAAAAUCCUUUGAUUUGUGCACCAAAUACCGACAAGAUUCGGUUUGUAGACCAACGCUAACCGCCAAUCGCAAACUCAUGCCAAGUGGUCCUGUACACGUUGGCCCAACGUGUACUAGCCCCAUAAGCUUCUCAAAUAGUCAUAGCAGGUGACGUAAUAGUGACAGAUGACUUUACAGAGCCACUUGCCGAUAAUUUUACAUGGAACCUUACGGUAAGUGAUGUUUCGUUUGAAAGGUAUUGAAAAUACGUAUUCAAUCAUACUAAUUUUGUUUGGGUCAGGUUGAUUUUGAUGAAUAAAUUAAAUUAAUAUAAAAUUGUAGUUUCGCAUUGAUGUAAUUAAUAAAUAUUCAAAGGUUCGCCUAUGCUUAUUUGUCAAAAAAGUUUAGGUACGUUUUUCAAUUUCCUAUUUGUUUUUAUUUCAAUGCCAACUUUUUUUGACAAAUAACCAUAGGCGGACGUUGGAAUCUUAAUUAAUCAAAUGCUAAACUACAAUUUUAUCUAUUUAAUUUAUUCAUCAAAAUCAACUUAAACCAGUGAUACUCAACCCGCGGCCCGCGGGCCGCAUGCGGCCCUCUGGCGUUUUUCAUGCGGCCCGAAGGCUCACUAAAGGGCCCCGUAAACUAUCGAAUUAUUUGAUGGUGUGCCGAUGUGUUUAAGGCGUGUUUGUGAGUGAGGCAGACAAUUUGAUGACUUUAAUUGGGAAAUUAUAUUGAAAUUUUUAAGAACUCUGAGAUUAAAGAGCAGGUAUUAUUAACUUUUGAUAAUAAAUAAUUAUUAAAGUUAAAGUUAAAACGAAUACUCAUUUAAAAAAUAUUCAACGCUUAUUUACUGCAUUGGAACGACCCAUUUAGUAAUCACAAGAAAAACCCAAUUCCGGAUUAACAAAAAAUAUAAAGUCAUUGUAACCUUGAAACCCUGUUUAAUAAAAUUUUCAAGAUUUGUUUACACAUUUGAAAACAGCACAAAAAACUGAGUUUACAGGUUCACUUAAAUUUUGUGCUCAGAAAAUUUAAUGACUUUAAUUUUGGCAUUAAAUAUACUGAAACUCUAAGGCAAGCCGCACGCUAACGAAACAUGAAACGUAAAACAUGAAACAUGAAACGUAAAACACGUGUCAUGAAAAUAAAACACGGCUAAACAAAUCUUGAAGUCCGCCUACCAAUGAAACGAGUGUGAUUUAUGCUCAUAAAACAUUUUUAUUUUCGGAGAGUUUCAUAAAUGGCCGGACGUUUAUUUAUUUAGCAGUGUUUUAUUUCCAUGAAACGUGAUUUACCUUUCAUGUUUCUUUGAUGUGCGGCCUGCCUAAGAGUAAAAAGCAGGUUUUUAAAGCACUUGGAAUAAUAAAUUAUUAAAGUUAAUGAAUACAUACUCAUUUUAAAAAUAAUCCAUACUUAUUUAUUAUAUUGGAACAACCCACUUACUUAUCAUUAGAAAAACCCAGGCUCGGAUUAACAAAAAAAAAUAAAAAAUAAUUAUGACCUUGAAAUAACACCCUGCAUAUGAAAAUUUUAAAAAACCGUUUGCACAUUUGGGAGUACCACAAAAAACUAAGUUUUAUUGCCAGCUUCAAUUUUUUGUGCAGACAAUUUAAGGACAUUAAUUUCGAAAUAAUUACGUAUUUAUAUCGAAAUUUUUGUUAUAAGUUCUUAAAAGUUUCGACAUACAUAAUUUCAAAAUUAAUUGAAGUCAUUAAAUUGUCUACGCAAAAAAUGAAGGUGAACUAUUAAACUUAGUUUUUGUGCUCUUUUCAGAUGUGCAAACGAGUUUUGAAAAUUUCAGUAUACAGGGUGUUGUUUCAAGAUCACAAUCACUUUAUAUUUUUUUGUUAACCUGGACCUGGAUUUUUGUUGUGAUUAGUAGUAAGUGGGUCAUUCAAAUGUAGUAACUAAGUACAAUUAAUUAUUGUUAAAAUCAGAAUUUAUUCAUUAAAUUCAAUAAUUUAUUAUUAAAAGUGCUUUAAAAACCUGGUUUUUAAUCUCAAAGUUCUUAAAAUUUUCAACAUAUUUCAUUUCAAAAUUAAAAAGAUUAAAUUUUCUGCACAAAAAUUAAAGCAAACCUAUAAACUCAGUUUUUGUGCUCUUUUCAAAUAUGCAAACGGGUUUAGAAAAUUUCAAUAUACAGGAUGUUAUAUCAAAGUCAAAAUGAAUUUAAGUGUAAUUUUUUUAAUCCGGACCUGGAUUUUUCCUCCGAUUAGUAGUUGGGUGGUUUGGCUUCUAAAUAUGACAUAUGUGGACCAUAUAUCAAAAAAAUAUACAACGUGGUUAUAAAGUAUGGGUCCAGAAAUAAAUGGGCAAAUUUGAUAAAACCACCCUGUAACUCGGUUAUAAAAAUCGAUGGGGCAAUAAAUGUAGAAUAUCUAGCACCGUCUCAGUGACCUCUAUUCGCCAUUUAAGUAUUUCCGUUUCCCAAUGAAACACCCUGUAUACUACUUCAUCCAUGCGGCCCGCAAGGUGUGGCAGUAGCUAGUAUGUGGCUCAGGAGAAAAAAAGAUUGAGUAUCGCUGACUUAAACCCAAACAAAAUUAGUAUGAUUGAAUAGGUAUUUUCAAUACAAUUCUAACGAUCACUUUUAAAAGUAUCGGUCAAAGUGGCUCUGUAACGUCAUCUGUCACUAUUACGUCACCUGUUAUGACUGUUUGAGAAGCCUACGUCUUUUUAUUUCCUCCCUUUAAAUUUCACUAUACUUUACUUCACGUUAAGAAUAGAACGUUACGCUUACGGAGACCAGUGUUGCCAAACCUCUCGCGCACAGGUGGAAACUCGACCGCCGAUAUACGAUUCAUUUUAAUCAGUACGGCGUGACAUCGGCGCGCUUCUAUCGUUCACAAGAAAUGCAUGGAGCUAUCUUCGCAAUGUUCUAUUCUUAACGUGGAAUAAAGUAUAGUAUAAGUACUUACAACCAUGAUACUAUAAAUAACAAGAUAGUAUCUUCCCAUAGCGCAAAUACGUCCGAGUUCGCGCAUCACAUAACGUAACUGGAGACCGGAAUUUGAAUUGUUGUUGUUAGCUUAUAGUCCAGGCUGUAUCGUCGCCCCAGUUAGGUAAAAUAUUCCGAUUCGAUUUUGUUGCACAGGUGCCGCGGUCGGAAAAUUGUUUAAACAAUUUUUUUAAAACAAAUUCAAGAAUAACUUUUUUCACUUCAAAAAAUCAAUUUUUUUACUUCGUAUAAUUUUUUUUUUGUUCUUUGGCUUAAUAACUCGGUUAAAAAUUAUUAUUAUGAAAGUCAAGAAGUGACGAAUCAAAGUUGAAAGCCCCGCCACAGGAUUCUGAAGAAAUUUUGUCAUUAUUUUAUUACUGAGCUGUUAUUUUUAAUUGUCAACCAAGAGCGCGAAGUGAGGCGGCCGUCAAUGUGAGUGCAAGUGAGAUGCACCAUUAGACGGCCGGAAUGGUGCAUCUCUUUCGCACUCACUAUUGACGGCCGCCUAUAUGCAGUUAGCGCUCAUUGUUAAUACUUAAAAAUAACAGCUUAGUAAUAAAAUAAUGACAAAAAUUUCUUCAGGAUCUUGUAGGGUUGACUUUAAACUUUAAUUUGGUCACUUUCUAACUUUCAUAGUUAUAAUUUUUAACUGAGUUAUUAAGCCAUGAAAAUGGCGAUUUUCGCGUUUUUGAAAUGUUAAAUCGCGUAUAACUCGACAAAAAUAAAUUUUAGAGAAAAGUCACAAGAAACCUUUUUUGCUUAUAAUGACCCAAAAAAUCUAAGAAAAUUGAACGAAUUGAAAAAAUUAUUUUUUUAUAUAAUUAAAAAAUUUUCCGACCGCGGCACCUCCAGGGAUCCUGUGGAUUUGUUGUAAGGAACUCUUUUUUAGUAAGUUUGUGCAAAAAAAAUCGAAUCUGAAUAAUUUACCUAACGGGGGCGACCAUACAGCCUGGAUUAUACAACCGCGAGCAAUUCAAAUUAAUCGGAAAUCAUUCGGUCAUUACGAACCAUUACGAACUUGGGUCUCCAGUUACGUCACGACUCUUCGAGAUGCGCAAUAUACGGUAUUAUCUUGUUAUUUAUAGUAUCAUGCUUCUUCUUCUUCAGGUUCCUUCCCCUAUCGGAGGUUGGAAAUCAUCAUCGCUAUUUUAAUUAUAUUGGCCGCACUUCUGAAUAAUUCUAAUGAGCUGCAACCAAACCACUCUCUCAAAUUUCUUAGCCAGUAUCAUGCUUACAACCUUUCAAAAGCUGCGAAGGACGGAGGGAAUUUUUGGCUAUCACUGUAUAUUAGAAAGUACUUUGAAAAAUUUCCAUCAUAUUUUUGUAUUCUUCUGAAAACGUCAGUAUUAUCAGUAACUAUUUACAUAUAUUUAUAUUAUAUUUCAAAACUUCUUUGGCAUUUAGUAUACGCUGUCCUGAAUUGCUGUAUGUAACAACUCAGUAGUUUGAUUUUACUUUUUAUGAGGAAGUAAUUUGUAUCGAUACUCUGGGUUAAUUAGCAAAUUACAAGGAAAAGUUAUUUACCAGCAAUUUUAUUGCUGGAAUCGAAUCUUAUGAUUGUAUGUAUUAAUAAUAUAGGUAUGCAAAGUCCGCAGAGAGUGUGCUACUUUUUUUAUAAACAAAAUGGCGCCCGAAAAUCGUGCUUUUUCAAUUUUUGCUCUAUAACUCCAAAGAUUUUAACUUUACACCAAAAACACCCAAAUAAAAAUUCACCGUAAUUAAAUUCUGCGUAGAGAUGUGUUUGAAAAACUUGAAUUUUCAACUAAAAUUUUAGAUAAGUAAUUGUUUAUCAAUAAUUAAAUAACUUGGUAAUAUAAAAGCUCUUUUCGUAUAGAUUAUAAGUCCCGAAACCUAUAGAAAUUGAAUGAAAAUUUUAGCAACAAUUAAAUUGUUAAUUAAACAUUUACGGUCGCUAUAAUAACCACAAUAAUUUUGAUACAUAAGAAUAACUAUGAUUUUUGUUUAAAAAGACACUGUACAUAUCUAAUGUACUUUACAGAAUUGAAAUUGGACUAUUUAAGCGGCUUCAGGAAUAUUUUAAAAUCAUAAACAAUGUUUUGGCUUAUAAACAAAUAGACUAUCUCGGGAAAUAUUAAAUUAAAUUAAAUCAUGAAAACGGGAUUGGUAAAAAAGCGGCCGGAUGCUUCUUCUAAAAGAAAAAACGUUUAAUUGUGAAGUGGUUCCUGAGAUACAACCGUUCAAAGUUGACCGGCAUUUACGGCAAAGAUAUAAACAAUAGGAUCAUAAUUUUCAAAUCAUCAUCUCUUUAUUUUUGUCCUCUUUCUCCACACCAAUUUUCAUAUCUUUAAAAUACUCAUAACAUAUAUUAUUAUAAUAAAAACUAUCGAUAUUACGAAUUACGAGUGAAAAUUGCCAAAAAUAGCAAAAUUCCAAUCAAAAAUUAGGUUGGAGAAAAUGUAAUCUCAAAGUUCAAAAUCGGUAAAUGCAUUUUCAAAAUGCAUUUUCUCGGCUUCCCAUGGAGCAAUUUUCUUCAUUCUUUUUUUAUUCCCAAGUAACUCGAGUAGAGCCAUCUAACUAACGUAUUAUUAUAUGUCAAAGUUGCUUUUGUUUUGUUAUAAUAGAUUAAUUUAUUUAUAAGAAAAGAAAACUACAUAUUUUUCCAGUUGUAGACUUUUUUUAGAUAAACUUACUACACAAGUGUACCUUUUAACGUUAAAAACAUAAAUAUUCUCAUAUGAAAGCUGUAUAAUUAUUUAAACAAUCUUUAUUUAAACAAACUAAAAAUUUUUGGUUAUAAUAAAUAAAUAAAUUUAUUAUAACAAAACAAAAGCAACUUUGACAUUUAAUAAUUCGUUAGUUAGAUGGCUCUACUCGAGAUACUUGGGAACAAAAAAAGAAUGAAGAAAAUUGCUCCAUGGGAAGCCGAGAAAAUGCAGUUUUUUAACGUAUACCGACUUUGAACCUUGGGAUUACAUUUUCUCCAACUUAAUUUUUGAUUGGAAUUUUGCUAUUUUUGGCAAUUUUCACUCGUAAUUCGUAAUAUCGAUAGUUUUUAUUAUAAUAAUAUAUGUUAUGACUAUUUUAAAGAUAUGAAAAUUGGUGUGAAGAGAGAGGACCGAAAAGAAAAGGUGAUGGUUCGAAAAUUAUGAUCCUAUUGUUUAUAACUUUGCCGUAAAUGCUGGUCAACUUUGACCGUUUGUAUCUCAGGAACCAUUCAUCACAAUUAAACGUUUUUUCUUUUAAAAGAAGCGUCCCGCCGCUUUUUUUUCAAUACCGUUUUCAUAUUUUAUUUGUUUAUAAGCCAAAAAAUUGUUUACAAUUUUAAAAUAUUCCUGAGGCCGCUUAAAUAGUCCAAUUUCAAUUCUGUAAAGUACAUUAGAUAGGAACAAUAACUUUUUAUACAAAAAUUAUAGUUAUUCUUAUGUAUCGUAAUUAUUGUGGUUAUUAUAGCGACCGUAAAAUUUUAAUUAACAAUUCAAUUGUUGCUAAACUGUUUACUCAAUUUCCAUCGGCUUCUGGAAUUAUAAUCUAUAUAAAAUAGCUUUUAUAUUACCAAGUUAUUUAAUUACUGAUAAUCAAUUACUUAUCUAAAAUUUUAGUUGAAAAUUAAAGAUUUUGUUUAAAAAGGUUUGUUGGAUUGUUGAAGUAUAUUGGGAAAAAUACGUCUCUAUGCAGAAUUUAAUUACGGUGAAUUUUUAUUGGCGUGUUUUGGAUAUAAAGUUUUAAAUCUUUGAAGUUAUAAAGCAAAAAUUGAAAAAGACACGAUUUUCGGGUGCCAUUUUGUUUAUAAAAAAAAGUAGCAGCACACUAUCUGCGGACUUUGCAUACCUAUAUUAUUAAUAUGUACAAUCAUAAGAUUGGAUUCCAGCAAUAAAAUUGCAGGUAAAUAGCUUUCCCAAAAAUGGCCUGUAGUCCGAUAAUCUGCCCAGACUCCAGAUUGGAGGUAUCCAAUAAAAUAGAUUCGAGGUUUUAACAUAUAUUUAAUAUUUUAAAAGAAUAAAACAUGUUUACCAAAAUUUUAACCUUAAUUGUACUUUUAUAUUAUACAGGGUGUCCCGAAAAGACUGGUCAUAAAUUAUACCACAUAUUCUGGGGUUAAAAAUAGUUCGAUUGAACCUAACUUACCUUAGUACAAAUGUGCCCAUGAAAAAAGUUACAGCCCUUUGAAGUUACAAAAUGAAAAUCGAUUUUUUUCAAUAUAUCGAAAACUAUGAGAGAUUUUUUAUUGAAAAUGGACAUGUAUCAUUCAUAUGGCAGGAACAUCUUAAAACAAAAUUAUAGUGAAGAUUGUCCACCCCAUAAAAAAUUUAUGGGGGUUUUGUUCCCUUAAACCCCCCCAAACUUUUGUGUACGUUCAAAUUAAUUCAUUAUUGUGGCACCAUUAGUUAAACACAACGUUUUUAAAACUUUUUUGCCUCUUUGUAUUUUUUCGAUAAGCCAGUUUUUAUCGAGAUGCGGCUACUUUUUUAAUAUAUUUACAUAAAAAUUUUAUGGGGGUUUUGUUCCUUUAAACCCUCCCAAAUGCUUGUGUACGUUCCAAUUAAACUAUUAUUGUGGUAUCAUUAGUUAAACACAGUGUUUUUAAAACUUUUUUGCCUCUUAGUCUUUUUUCAUAAGUCACCUUUUAUCGAGAUGUGGCUUCUUUUUCAAAAUAUACCUAAAAAUGUAAAUUAUAAAUAAAUUUUCAGAUUAUUAACAGGUAUCUAUAAUCGUACUUAACCAUAUACAAAUAUGUGGUGUAUUCGACAAAUAUUCAAAAUAUGUCGAUAAAUACUGGCUUAUCGAAAAAGUACUAAGAGGCAAAGAAGUUUUAAAAACAUUGUGUUUAACUAAUGGUGCCACAAUAAUAAUUUAAUUGUAACGUACACAUAAGUUUGGGGGGGUUUAAAGGAACAAUACCCCCAUAAAAUUUUUAUGGGGUGCACAAAUUUCACUUUAAUUUUUUUUUAAGAUUUGGCUGCUAUAAGAAUGCUAAGAGUUUUCGAUAUAUGAAAAAAAAUCGAUUUUCAUUUUGUAACUUCAAAGGGCUGUAACUUUUUUGUGUGCACUAUUGUAUAUAGGUAAGUCAGGUUUAAUCAACCUAUUUUUGACCCCAGAAUCUGUGGUAUAAUUUAUGACCAAUCUUUUCGGGACACCCUGUAUAUACGUGCAUACUGUUGUAAAUAAUAUAUUGUUACAAAUUGUUACAAAAAAUAUACCUAUUUAUUACAAGAUCGAAU